Messenger RNA from Nelumbo nucifera (sacred lotus), 1053 nucleotides. RefSeq lists its product as uncharacterized. NCBI's taxonomy places the organism in Eukaryota, Viridiplantae, Streptophyta, Magnoliopsida, Proteales, Nelumbonaceae. The record is from RefSeq and is a predicted model, not a curated record.
ACCGAAAUCUGAAAAGCUCAAUUUGAAACGUGAACGAAUCAACAAACCCCAAGUUCCCAACUGAGCUGAACUCCCUCUCGAAGUCUUCGCCCGCUCCUUUCUUGUAUUCUCUGGUCUCCUACCUCAUUUGAGGUUUAAGCUUCCUGAAACUGAGGGUGUACAACUUACAGGAUCAAUCUGUGAUAACGCUCCAAAAUACUUGAAAUCUGCCAUACGAAAUCCUAAACCCAGUCCAUUUCGAUAGAUCAUCGGCAUAUCGACCGAUUUGAGCUCUAAUGGCGAAUUCUGAGCCGGCUUCACUUGCUGUGUGUUCGACUGUUUCUCCUCUGACUUCGAAAAAAGAAAACAUGACUCCCAUUGGCUCAAAGAUCUCUGAAUUAAACGAAUCUAGAUCGGAGCUGCUUAGCAGAAUUCAAGGGUUAAAACAGGACUUGCAGAACUGGAGGUCCAAAUUAGAUACCCAAGUUAAAAUCUACCGCGAUGAGCUAUCAGAACUCAAGAAAUCUCUCAAUGUGGAGGUGGAGCAACUAAGAUCAGAAUUUCAAGAACUGAAAACUACUCUCCAACAGCAACAAGAGGAUGUAGCUGCUAAUCUAAGGAACUUGGGGUUGCAAGAUAUGUCAGAGGUUGCCAAGGAAACCAAAACUCCCGAGGCAGAAGAAAACAAAGCAGAGGAAAUUCCAGCACCAUCAGAGGAGAAUAGUGAGGGUAUUCAACAUUAAUUGGAUUUUACCUGGAGCAAUCUCAAGUUGUCUCUCAAAGGAGAGACUGUUUGGUCCGAAUCCAUUGUUUUCUGUCAAAUAGGGAAGAGGCUUUUUGCCCAUUUUCUUUUCACUUACGAGAAAAUGAAAUGAUGAGAGCUGUAACAGCUGUAGAUAAGUUAAAAGACUUGACAUUGUUGUUCAAGAUGGAACAUGCCUGUAGUAAUUGUUUUAUUAUUACUCCCUUAGUUUCCUCCAUAGCCUCUUCAACUUAGAGAUUUUUUGUUUUUAAUUUUUCAAUGAGUUGUUGUCUUUUAGUCCAGGCCUUGUUUAAUGCUUGCUGUGGCUGUAA